AUGGACCACCGUGCUGAGUGGCUCCCAGAGAAGGCCGGAGAGAGCUUCGCAUCUGACCAGGUGCCUUUCCUUGCCACUGCCGCCAGCCCCGAGCCAGUCCCUGGAGCUUCCGGGACGCCCGAUGAGGCCCAGGAGACGGACUGGGCGGGGAGCAGAGCCCCCCAGGAGGCCGAGGCCCAAGACUCAGAGCCUGAAGACCAGGAAGCAACAGAUUUAACGGGACCUGAAAGGGAGGACUCGUCAUCACCUUGUCCUGCAGCGAAGAAGAUGAAGAUAGACGCUAAAGAAAGGAAAGAGAAAAAGCCCCAAGUAGAUGAGGAUGAAAUCCAGAGGAUGCAAAGCUUAGUUUCUUCCUUUUCCGAAGAGGAGCUAAACCGUUAUGAAAUGUACCGGCGAUCGGCAUUCCCAAAGGCCGCUAUUAAACGGCUGAUCCAGUCUAUCGCGGGCACCUCGGUGUCUCACAAUGUCGUCAUUGCUAUGUCGGGCAUUUCUAAAGUAUUCGUUGGAGAAGUGGUAGAAGAAGCUUUGGAGGUGUGUGAGAAAUGGGGUGAGCUGCCACCACUACAGCCCAAACACCUGCGGGAGGCUGUAAGAAGACUGAAGUCAAGGGGCCAGAUUCCUAACUCCAAGCACAAGAAAAUCAUCUUUCACUAG
Dromiciops gliroides (monito del monte) is the source of this 654-nucleotide messenger RNA. RefSeq names its product transcription initiation factor TFIID subunit 11-like. Gene Ontology annotation, cellular component: transcription factor TFIID complex; nucleus. Bases 1 to 654 code for a protein of 217 amino acids. The transcript has a single exon. Gene Ontology annotation, biological process: RNA polymerase II preinitiation complex assembly; transcription initiation at RNA polymerase II promoter. Gene Ontology annotation, molecular function: protein heterodimerization activity; transcription coactivator activity. The record is from RefSeq and is a predicted model, not a curated record. Lineage: Eukaryota; Metazoa; Chordata; Mammalia; Microbiotheria; Microbiotheriidae.